ACAAUGGGUGGGUUGCUCCUUUAGUGGAAGUCAAAGAUGGCCAAUCGUUUUGGAUUGACAUUGCGCCAUAGACUGCCAAAUUUGGCGGCUGUUGCUCCUUCUUUACCUUCAAUUACUUGUUCCAUUGAUUCUGUAUCAUCUCAGUUUUCCAAAAUAUUGAAGAGGAGAACUGCUGGAUAUAGAACGCCUCGUCGACUGGUAUUAGGCCUAGGGGCUGCAUUUUGGGUUCAAUUCAUGAGUAUGGAUGGUAAUAUUGGCGGCAAAUCUUUCAUUGCCUCCGCCAGACAAAAGGGUGAAAUCGAAGAGGUAUUGAAGAAUGUGGAGUGGCCAGAGCAAUUUCCUUUCAAGGAAGAGGAUUUCCAGCGCUUUGAUGAGUCGCCAGAUCCAUUGUUCUAUGAAGCUCCACGUUUUGUGACACAUAUUGAUGAUCCAGCCAUUGCUGCACUUACCAAGUAUUAUUCGGAAGUCCUUCCUCCUAGUAACACUCCAGGAGUAGCUAUCCUUGACAUGUGUAGCAGUUGGGUCAGUCAUUUCCCUGCAAAAUAUAAGCAAGACCGGGUAGUGGGAAUGGGUAUGAAUGAAGAAGAGCUCAAGCGCAAUUUGGUUCUGACCGAGUAUGUUGUGCAAGACUUAAACACUAACGCUAAACUUCCAUUUGAAGAUAAUUGCUUUGAUGUUAUUACAAAUGUGGUUAGUGUUGACUAUCUAACAAAGCCUCUUGAAGUUUUCAAGGAGAUGUCCCGCAUCCUUAAACCGGGUGGCAUGGCUAUAAUGAGCUUCUCAAACCGUUGCUUUUGGACAAAAGCAAUCUCAAUAUGGACAUCAACUGGUGAUGCUGACCAUGCUAUGAUUGUUGGAUCAUAUUUCCAUUAUGCUGGAGGGUUUGAACCUCCUCAGGCUGUGGAUAUAUCUCCCAACCCGGGACGUUCAGAUCCAAUGUACAUUGUGUAUUCUAGGAAGCUAGCUACAGCCUGAAAAGGGGAUCACAUCGAGGCUUGAGAAUGUAGCGAUUGGUGGGAUAUAUUAUGAGUAAAUGGUAGUUCAGAUUUAACUUAUACAAGUUCUUGUACUCAAUGAGCUUUGCCAUUUUUUCUGUGUUGCAUCUGUAUACCAAUGAAGAUCGUCUCAUUUUGAAAUACACAGAGAUUUUUCCUA
This is a messenger RNA of Cornus florida, 1155 nucleotides long. RefSeq lists its product as uncharacterized. The record is from RefSeq and is a predicted model, not a curated record. The transcript has 8 exons. Gene Ontology annotation, molecular function: S-adenosylmethionine-dependent methyltransferase activity. Lineage: Eukaryota; Viridiplantae; Streptophyta; Magnoliopsida; Cornales; Cornaceae. The coding region runs from base 37 to 975 and encodes 312 amino acids.